CAAACGCGGCACACGAGUUUCCUCCCAAGCUCUGGAGACACAGGGCAGGUGGGUAGCAAUUGCCCGCAGAAACCACGCCCUCUGCAUUAUUUUUGUCGGAGGGAUCCAUCAGGGGAGCCAGAAAAGCGCUCCUCCCCCGGUCACCUUUCCUUUAAAAGCCCCGCCCCGAAGCCCCGCCCACUACGGAAGGCGACGGUGCCUCCCCACGGGGCCCGUGUGCUUUGGCCGGACCUUGGUCCGCCGGCAGGGAAAGCCAGGGGCGUAGGCGCGGAGUGGCCCAGAGAACCUGAGGCGGAAGGACGGUCUCAGGGCCACCCCUGCGGCGGCGGCACUGCGCUCGGCGUGUCCCCGGAAGGAUGGCUGCUGUUUUUCUAAGGUCAAUAAUAUUACAAACCAUAAAGACUGAAAAUAACUGUCUUAGAAGAUGUUUGGGUAAAUACAUCGUGCAAAAGAUGGCACUAGCACAAUUGCCCCUUACUGCUUCUGUCCCAAGACUGUCCUACCUAAUUCAUGCAAAAGCUUUUAGUACUGUUGAAGACUCCCAGCAUGAAAGAAAAAAGAGAAAAAAUAAUGAAACUGAUUUUAGUAACAUUGGAAGAAAAAUUAGUGAGCGAAUCAUUCAUGUGUUUGAUGAGAAGGGCAAUGAUUUGGGGAACAUGCACCGAGCAGACGUGAUUCGACUUAUGGACGAGCGAGAUCUGCGACUUGUGAAAAAGAAGCCCAGCACAGACCCUCCCGAGUACCAGCUCAUGACAGGCACACAGAUUCACCACGAGCGGCUGAGACUGAGAGAGAGGGAAAAGGCCAGACCUAAGACUGGACCUACUCUGACAAAGGAAUUAAUUUUUUCUUCAAAUAUCGGACAACAUGAUUUGGACACAAAGAGUAAACAGAUUCAGCAGUGGAUUGAGAAAAAGUAUAAAGUUCAAGUUACUAUAAAGAAAGCAAAGAAUGCAGAAGAGCCAGAAAAUAAAAUGGAGGAGCUAUUUAAUCAAAUCCUCCAGACUAUGCCUGGAAUAGCAACAUUCUCAUCCAGGCCACAACCUGUUAAAGGAGGAAAAGCUGUAAUAUGUGUUCUUCGUCAUUUGAGCGAAAAGGAAGAAAUUGCAUAUAGACAAAGUCAAGAGACCCAGGAAAGAAACCCUUUAAACAAAGAAAAUGGAAACGACAAAAAAUCAGAUAUUCUGCAUCAGUGAUUAAAGAAAAAUGUGCUUCUGAGAGAAAAUACAGGAAUACCUCGUUUUAUUGUGCUUCACUUUACGGUGUUUUACAGAUGUUGCAUUUUCCCCCCAAAAUCAAAGGCAAGAGCCUCCUCCACAAGUAAAGGCAUUUCAACUUGCUUUAUUGCACUACAUGUUUUAUUGCAGUGGUCUGGAACCACCAAUAAGGUCUGCCUGUAACUGAGCUGGCUGGUCUGUGGAAAAAGAAUUGGAUGUUUAGCUGAGGGUAAGUACCGCAACUGUUGAGAGCACUUUGUCCUCAGUGCAAUUCAGCAACUCUCCAGUUUUAGGCAAAGAUAAGCCAUGCUCUUGUUUCCCUUUAGGAGGAAUGUAUCCACUGAGACGGGAGGACAAACUCCGUUUUCCACGAGCUUGUUUUACCUUUGGAAACAAGGAAAACAAUUAGAAUUCAAAAUAAAAAUUACCUGAAUUUUACAAUAGUUGUACACCCUGAUAGGUACACACACUCCUUUAUAAGAAAAUAAAUCCAUCCAAUUGCUUUCAAUAGUGGUGCAGACUCACACAGUAAUGAGAGUCAAAAAUAUUCUAAAUAGAUUGCAUCUGGCUUCAAUCAGCAAUUCAUGUUUUAAAAACAGCUUGCCUAAGUCGUCUCAACUUACUUUGAGCUUCAUUUUCUUUUUGUCAGGGUCAUGCACAACAGCAUGCCUAGUGAGACUCUGCUGCAAUGAAAGAAAGAAAAUGUUCUAUUUUUAAAACAUUGCCAUUUGGUACCUAUUAACAUAAAAACUCCUGAAUUAUUUAAAUAAACAGCUUCUUUCUGUUAUGUUCUGUUGAGGGGUGUGGCCUCUACCUACAAGGAGGCCACAAGAGGAUUUCUUCCUCAAGUCCUAGACUGAGAUCACCGCCUCUUCUAACAACCCAGGUUAGGAAUUGAUAAUCUCGAUCUCCUGUAGCUUCUUAGCUCUUCAUAAGUAAGAGGUUGGGGAAAACCAGUUCCAAACUAAAGGAAGUUGGUUUAACUGAAGCUAUGUCCACAGCAUCCCCAAACCAAUGGAAUAUCUGGCCAAAGUCUUGCUGUUCUUGAUGAUAAUGCCAACCACCAGCAGCUCCAAGUUGUGUUGUAACGGUUCAGAGCUAUGCUGAACCAGCCUCAUUUCUCACUUCAGUCUUCAUUGUAAUUCAUGGUUUAAGUGCUUGUAAGUGCACCAACCAGAGUGAGAGUCUGCAAAACCACACAGGCCCCUCCAUUUAGUGUCAUGUUCCCAACCUACUAGAAUCAUA
Molecule: messenger RNA, 2462 nt
Organism: Myotis daubentonii (Daubenton's bat)
Lineage: Eukaryota; Metazoa; Chordata; Mammalia; Chiroptera; Vespertilionidae
Gene: MTIF3
Product: mitochondrial translational initiation factor 3
Biological process (GO): mitochondrial translational initiation; ribosome disassembly
Cellular component (GO): mitochondrion
Molecular function (GO): ribosome binding; translation initiation factor activity
Source: RefSeq, a predicted model, not a curated record